Camelus dromedarius (Arabian camel) is the source of this 4018-nucleotide messenger RNA. RefSeq names its product transmembrane protein 168 (gene TMEM168). NCBI's taxonomy places the organism in Eukaryota, Metazoa, Chordata, Mammalia, Artiodactyla, Camelidae. The transcript is spliced from 5 exons. The record is from RefSeq and is a predicted model, not a curated record. The coding region runs from base 479 to 2572 and encodes 697 amino acids.
GCAUCUAUUCCAUGCUAUAAAUGUGCUGUACUUUAUUAUGUGCUUGUUUACCUUUACUUUUUUCUAAACUUUUACCUCAGUGCAGAAUAGAGCUAGUCCUUUUAUUUCUAUCAGGUAGAUUAAAUAUAUGUGUGUAAUUAGGGAGAGUGAUAGUAAAUGAAGACAGAGAAAUAGAUAAGAUUGCUCAUAGAAAGUGUACAGUGAAGGAAAAGCUUAGGCUUGGGAUUGGACAUCCAAAGGAUAGAUUCAGAAUGAAGAGCCUGCAAGGAGAUGGAGAAGGAGAGACCAAUGAGUUAGGAAGAAAAUCUGGAGGCUGGUCUUUGGAAGCUAAUGGAAGGGCGGUUUUCAGAAGAUCACUAUAAACAAAUGCCACCAGAGAAAAUGCUGAAAUAGGAGUUACAGAUGCAUUGGAUUUGCUGGAUGAAAUACAAGCACUUAAUUUUUGUAACGUGGGGAGAAAGCCAAAAUUGACAGAUUAAUGUGUAAAUCACUGCGUUAUUGCUUUAGUCACUGUCUCUAUUUAGCAAUGACAAGACUGGAAGAAGUAAACAAAGAAGUGAACAUGCAUUCUUCAGUGCGUUAUCUUGGCUACUUAGCCAGAAUCAAUUUACUGGUUGCUAUAUGCUUAGGUCUUUAUGUAAGAUGGGAAAAAACAGCAAAUUCCUUAAUCUUGGUAAUUUUUAUUCUUGGUCUUUUUGUUCUUGGAAUUGCCAGCAUACUCUAUUAUUAUUUUUCAAUGGAAGCAGCAAGUUUAAGUCUCUCCAAUCUUUGGUUUGGAUUCUUGCUUGGCCUCCUAUGUUUUCUUGAUAAUUCAUCCUUUAAAAGUGAUGUGAAAGAAGAAUCAACAGAGUAUUUGCUUCUAACUUCCAUAGUGUUAAGGAUAUUAUGCUCUUUGGUGGAGAGGAUUUCUGGUUAUGUCCGUCAUCGACCCACCUUACUAACCACAGUUGAAUUUCUGGAACUUGUCGGAUUUGCCAUUGCCAGCACAACUAUGUUGGUGGAAAAGUCUCUGAGUGUCAUUUUACUUGUUGUAGCUUUGGCCAUGCUGAUUAUUGACCUGAGAAUGAAGUCUUUUCUAGCUAUUCCAAACUUAGUAAUUUUUGCUGUCUUGUUGUUUUUGUCCUCAUUGGAAACUCCCAAAAAUCCAGUUGCUUUUGCCUGUUUUUUUAUUUGCCUGAUAACUGAUCCUUUCCUUGACAUUUAUUUUAGUGGACUUUCAGUGACUGAAAGGUGGAAACCAUUUUUGUACCGUGGAAGAAUUUGCAGAAGACUUUCAGUUGUUUUCACUGGAAUGAUUGAGCUUACAUUUUUUAUUCUUUCAGCAUUUAAACUUAGAGACACUCAUCUCUGGUAUUUUGUAAUACCGGGCUUUUCCAUUUUUGGAAUUUUCUGGAUGAUUUGCCAUAUUAUUUUUCUUUUAACUCUUUGGGGAUUCCAUACCAAAUUAAAUGACUGCCAUAAAGUUUAUUUUACCCACAGGAUGGAUAACAAUAGCCUUGAUAAAAUCAUGGCAUCCAAAGGGAUGCGUCAUUUUUGCUUAAUUUCAGAGCAGUUAGUUUUUUUCAGUCUUCUUGCAACAGCAAUUUUGGGAGCAGUUUCCUGGCAGCCAACAAACGGAAUCUUCUUGAGCAUGCUUCUGAUUGUUUUGCCGUUGGAAUCCAUGGCUCAUGGGCUCUUUCAUGAACUGGGUAACUGUUUAGGAGGAACAUCUGUUGGCUAUGCUAUUGUGAUUCCCACCAACUUCUGCAGUCCUGAUGGUCAACCAACACUUCUUCCACCAGAACAUGUACAGGAGUUAAAUUUGAGGUCUACUGGCAUGCUUAAUGCUAUCCAAAGAUUUUUUGCGUAUCACAUGAUUGAGAUCUAUGGAUGUGACUAUUCCACAAGUGGACUGUCUUUUGAUACUCUACAUUCCAAACUGAAAGCUUUCCUGGAACUUCGGACUGUGGAUGGACCCAGACACGAUACAUAUGUUUUGUAUUACAGUGGGCACACCCACGGUACAGGAGAAUGGGCCCUUGCAGGUGGAGACAUACUACGCCUUGACACACUUUUAGAAUGGUGGCGAGAAAAGAAUGGUUCCUUUUGUUCCCGGCUCAUUAUCGUACUAGACAGUGAGAAUUCAACCCCUUGGGUAAAAGAAGUGAGAAAAAUCAAUGACCAGUAUAUUGCCGUGCAAGGAGCAGAGAUGACAAAGACGAUAGAUAUUGAAGAAGCUGACCCACCACAGCUGGGUGACUUUACAAAAGACUGGGUAGAAUAUAACUGCAACUCCAGUAAUAACAUCUGCUGGACGGAAAAGGGACGCACAGUGAAAGCAGUGUAUGGCGUGUCAAAACGGUGGAGUGACUACACUCUGCAUUUGCCAACGGGAAGCGAUGUGGCCAAGCACUGGAUGUUACACUUUCCUCGCAUUACAUAUCCACUGGUGCAUUUGGCAAAUUGGUUGUGUGGUCUGAACCUUUUUUGGAUCUGCAAAACUUGUUUUAGGUGCUUGAAAAGAUUAAAAAUGAGUUGGUUUCUUCCUACUGUGCUGGACACAGGACAAGGCUUCAAACUUGUCAAAUCUUAAUUUGGAACCCAAAGUGGAAUGUUACUGAGAGUUCAUACUACCAGUUAUCACUAACUUGCCAUUUUUUGUAUAUUGUAUUUUUAUUUGUGAAAAGUAUCCUGCUACUUCUGUCACUGCUCUCAUUUUGUCUUUUCUCAAGUAAUUAUGGUAUAUGUAAGGUAUUGGGAAUAAGCAUUCUUUUAUACUAAAAGUAUGUAGGGAGUCACAAAGGCUGACUUUGUAAAUGCAUAAGAGAUGUUAAAAGUAACAAUGCACUUUGAGGAAUGUUUGCAUAUACCUCUGAUUGGAAAGAAGACACUUGUCUCUGCUCUGCAGUGGCCACUGAAGAAUUAGUAAUGCCUUAUUUUCUAGGCAUAGACUAGAGAAUAUAAACCAGACAAUUUGUUUACUAUUAUAAGAAAACUACCAACUUGCAUACAGAAGAUUAUUUUUUGUUAACAGUAGGUUUGAGUCCAAGACUAUCUGAAGAAUUACAAAAGGAAGAAGUGUGCUUGAAAUGAAUGCAAAAUUUGCCUAUAGUCCAUCACAUUUACAUGUCUUGGUUGUGACCUGUUACCAGCAUCACAGAGAAGCCCAAAUCACUGUUUAGGUCAGAACAUUCUUCAUGUAGGUGACUGUAAGAAGCUAGAGCCUACAAAUUGCUCCUUCAUGCAUUGUUGGGAGCCUUUGAAAGCACUGGCAAUUUUAAGUCUUUCUCAGGGUAACAAUAUUUUCUUAAUGAACAAUGUUUUCAACUACAAAUUCCUUCCAAGUAAAUUGUCUUCCCUUUCAAAAAGUAAUCUUAUGAAAUAAAUUUAGCAAUUUCUCAUUGAUUUAAGCUAUUUUCAGUAUUCAGAAAUGAUUUUGAGCUCUAUAGAGUUAAUGGUCUGCCAUGAAAACUAUUUUUCAAAUCCUCGUUAGUGGUAACAUUUUUUCCUACUGAAGGUCAAAAAGGAUUGGAAACAGGUCAUUUUUUUCCUUGUAUACACGUGAUGUAUUAUGUAAAAAGGAUUCAUAUUGGCAAUUUUAGUUAAGCAUAAUGGUGUGGUUGUAAUUUUUAGAACUUAAUUCAGUGUUUUAUCUGAUUAAAGCAGGCUUGGAUCAGGUUAUCUCCUAAGAGGUAAUUUACCUCCUAUUCUGUUCCAGUAAUCCUUACAUUCUAAAUUUUCAUCUGUGGGAAGUAACAAGAAGGGAACAGAAUUAAACUGGGGGAUAAUCUUUGUUGUUUAAAUGGUGUGACUUCUCACCAUUGAAGCCAUUUUUCCAGCCUCAGAGAGAGGAAAUAAUGCCUCUACCAUUUGCUACCUGGUGACUUGAAAACUGAAGUUUUAGUUAGGAAGAAGUCACUUAGCUAGUAUCAGGGAAGUUGUAUACCACUAUCUAUGCAGUAUUGUUAUAUAGUCUGAUUAUUUCUAUGUUGUGAGUAUAAUUUUCCUAAUGUUUUGAAUAAAAUUUUCUCAAAAUUUA